CUCCGCUGCGGCGGGGCCCGCGCCGCCAUGGCCACCCUGCGGCGGGACGGCCGGGUGACCGCGCUGCAGCGGCUGGGCUGCGCGGGGCUGGCGGGCGCGCUCAGCCUGAGCCUGACGGCGCCGCUGGAGCUGCUGACGGUGCUGGCGCAGGUGGGCACCUGGCACUGCCGGCGGGGGCUGCGCGAAGCCGGGCGCUGCCUGUGCCGCACCGAGGGCCUGCGGGCCCUCUGGAAGGGGAACCUCACCGCCUGCCUGCGCCUCUGCCCCUACAGCGCGCUCCAGAUCGCCGCCUCCCGCCGAUUUGUUAUACUUUUCACGGAUGAGCUGGGUCAUAUCUCCCACUGGAGGGCCAUCAUGGCAGGAAGUCUGGCUGGCAUGGUUGCAACCAUCAUGACGUACCCCACUGAUGUGAUUAAAACGCGGCUCAUUGUGCAGAACCGACUGGAACCAUCUUAUGAGGGAAUUCUUCAUGCUUUUUACAAAAUUUAUCAUCAAGAAGGACUCCGUGCUCUCUACCGUGGUGUUUCACCAGCUAUAUUAGGUGCUGUCCCAUUUUCUGCAGGCUCAUUCUUUGUUUACAUCAGUCUGGACAAAAUCUGGCAAGAGCCCAUAGUUCGGUUCACUCCUCUCCAGAACUUCAUAAACGGCUGUGUAGCAGCUGGUGUGGCACAGACGCUUUCUUUCCCCUUUGAGACUGUCAAGAGGAAGAUGCAGGCCCAGAGUCCUUGGCUUCCCCACUAUGGAGGAGUUGAUGUCCAUUUUACUGGCAUGGCUGACUGUUUCCGGCAAACUGUGAAGCACAAAGGUGUGCUUGGACUUUGGAGGGGACUCACACCCAGUCUGCUCAAGAUUGUCCCAUACUUUGGUGUUAUGUUUAGCACCUUUGAAUUCUGCAAGCGGAUCUGUCUGUACAGAAAUGGUUAUAUUGAAUCUCCUUUAAAUUACAAGCUGACUCCUGGCGUGGACCAGAGCUUACGGCCACAAGAACUGAGAGAAUUAAAGCGCCUCCGAAGGGAAAAUUUUGAGCCAAGGAAAUCGGCUCUUGAAAGAACGAUGGGUGCAUAUGAAUAUCUGAUCAGCUCUUCAAACCUCAUAAGAGUCAACGCCGCCUCCCGCCUCCCUCGCCCGGCAUCGCCUCCCGCUCCCGCCGCUCCCGCCAUGACCGAUGCGGCCGUGUCCUUCGCCAAGGAUUUCCUCGCCGGCGGGGUGGCGGCCGCCAUCUCCAAGACCGCCGUCGCGCCCAUCGAGAGGGUGAAGCUGCUGCUGCAGGUGCAACACGCCAGCAAGCAGAUCUCGGCCGACAAGCACUACAAGGGCAUCAUCGACUGCGUGGUGCGCAUCCCGCGGGAGCAGGGCGUCCUCUCCUUCUGGCGCGGCAACCUGGCCAAUGUGAUCCGGUACUUCCCCACCCAGGCCCUCAACUUCGCCUUCAAGGAUAAGUACAAGCAGAUCUUCCUGGGCGGCGUGGACAAGCGGACCCAGUUCUGGCGGUACUUCGCCGGUAACCUGGCGUCCGGCGGUGCCGCCGGCGCGACCUCCCUGUGCUUCGUGUACCCCCUUGACUUUGCCCGGACCCGCCUGGCAGCGGACGUGGGUAAAGCCGGGGCCGACCGAGAGUUCAGCGGGCUCGGUGACUGCCUGGUCAAAAUCUUCCGCUCCGAUGGCCUCAAGGGCCUGUACCAGGGCUUCAGUGUCUCUGUCCAGGGCAUCAUCAUCUACAGAGCUGCCUACUUUGGCAUCUACGACACCGCCAAGGGCAUGCUCCCAGACCCAAAGAACACCCACAUCGUUGUCAGCUGGAUGAUUGCUCAGACGGUCACCGCUGUCGCUGGUUUGGUCUCCUACCCCUUUGACACGGUUCGUCGUCGCAUGAUGAUGCAGUCUGGCCGUAAAGGAGCUGACAUAAUGUACACUGGCACUCUUGACUGCUGGCGGAAGAUUGCCCGGGAUGAGGGCUCCAAGGCGUUUUUCAAAGGUGCAUGGUCGAAUGUACUCCGAGGAAUGGGUGGUGCUUUUGUCUUAGUCUUGUAUGAUGAAAUCAAGAAGUACACAUAAGUUGUUUCCUGUUGUGAACUGGCAUGUUGUUCUGUGUAGUCUAUGACCGUUCAUGGACUUGUUUGAAAACCAUCUAGUUACUAAACAGCGACGGCUGAUGUUUAUACAAGUUGGCACAGGGGCAGGGGCGAUGGCCUGCCCUGCCUUUAUUCCCCUUGAUGGGACUCAUGAUGGUUUCUAUUUCAGUCACUCCUGCUUAAAGAGUACAAAGAAAUAAAAAUCCGAAACCAA
Molecule: messenger RNA, 2286 nt
Organism: Myiozetetes cayanensis
Lineage: Eukaryota; Metazoa; Chordata; Aves; Passeriformes; Tyrannidae
Product: solute carrier family 25 member 43-like
Exons: 10
Coding region: 28-2055 (675 amino acids)
Biological process (GO): mitochondrial ADP transmembrane transport; mitochondrial ATP transmembrane transport
Cellular component (GO): mitochondrial inner membrane
Molecular function (GO): ATP:ADP antiporter activity
Source: RefSeq, a predicted model, not a curated record